Messenger RNA from Humulus lupulus (European hop), 3194 nucleotides. Its product is annotated as copper-transporting ATPase HMA4-like. The coding region runs from base 40 to 3081 and encodes 1013 amino acids. The transcript is spliced from 9 exons. Lineage: Eukaryota; Viridiplantae; Streptophyta; Magnoliopsida; Rosales; Cannabaceae. Gene Ontology annotation, cellular component: membrane. Gene Ontology annotation, molecular function: ATPase-coupled monoatomic cation transmembrane transporter activity; copper ion binding; ATP binding. The record is from RefSeq and is a predicted model, not a curated record. Gene Ontology annotation, biological process: monoatomic cation transport.
GAUAAUUGCUCUGCUCAUGUUUUCGUGUGAAUUACGAGGAUGACAAGAGAUUUAAAAGCGAAUUUGCCGGUUCAUAAUAUCAUAAUCACCAAAAGCUUUCAUUUUUCAUUAGCUCCUCUCCUCUCCUCUCCACCAAGACCAAAGCUUUAUCUCAAGCCUUUAAAAGGUGUACAGAUGGAAGCUAAUGGAGUGGCUGAACUUAAAGAACCUCUAUUGGAGUGUUCGGAUAGUGAUAGUGUUGUAAUCACAAUCCCUGAUUUGGUUCACAAGAAAAAUGAGAAAAUAAGCAGCAUUAUGUUCAGAGUAAGAGGAAUGGAAUGUGCAUCUUGUGCAGUAUCUAUAGAAUCUGCGCUUAAAAAGCUUGAUGGAGUUCGCAGUGUCAUGGUAUCAUCACUUCAAGGUCAGGCUGUGAUCAAAUAUGUGCCAGAGCUGAUUAAUGCAAAAAAAAUCAAGGAAACUUUGGAGGACACAGGUUUUACAGCUGAUGAGUUUCCAGAACAAGACAUAGCAGUAUGCCGGUUGAGGAUUAAGGGAAUGGCAUGCACAAGCUGCUCAGAGUCUGUUGAACGUGCUCUACAGAUGGUCAAUGGAGUCAAAAAAGCAGUCGUUGGCUUAGCACUUGAAGAAGCAAAGGUCCAUUUUGAUUCAAGCGUUAUUGAUACUGACCACAUUAUAGAAGCAAUAGAAGAUGCUGGUUUUGGAGCCACUCUCAUUAGCUCUGGGAAUGAAGGGAACAAAGUACAUUUAAAACUUGAAGGCGUGAAUAAUAAAGAAGACAUAACUGCAGUAAAAUCCACUCUUGAGUCAACUCUGGGUGUGGUUGAUGUUUCUUUUGAUAUGACAGAACAUAAGGUAACUAUUAGCUAUGACCCUGAUAUAACCGGUCCGCGAUCUCUUAUAAAGUGCAUUCAAGAAGCAGGACAUGUUCCCAACAAUUUUAGUGCAAGCUUAUACGUUCCUCCAAGACAAAGAAAGGAAGAACAGUUGCAUGAAAUUCGAGUCUUUAGGAAUCAAUUUUUGAUGAGCUGCUUAUUUACAGUUCCAAUAUUUAUGUUCUCAAUGGUACUGCCUAUGCUUCCUCCUUAUGGUGAUUGGCUAGACUAUAAGAUUCACAACAUGCUCUCAAUUGGGAUGAUUUUAAGUUGGAUCCUUUGCACACCUGUGCAGUUCGUUGUUGGCCGGAGGUUCUAUGUGGGAUCAUAUCAUACAUUAAGGCGAAGAUCUGCUAAUAUGGAUGUUCUGGUUGCACUAGGAUCUAAUGCUGCAUAUUUCUACUCUGUUUAUGUAGUGAUUAAAUCAUUGACAUCAGAAACAUUUGAAGGCCAAGAAUUUUUUGAAACUAGUGCCAUGUUGAUUUCUUUUAUCCUCCUAGGAAAAUAUUUGGAAGUUGUUGCUAAAGGAAAGACAUCUGAUGCCUUAGAAAAGCUUACCGACCUUGCACCAGAUUCUGCUCAUUUGGUAACACUAGAUGGAGAUGGAAAUGUCAUCUCAGAGAUGGAAAUUAACACUCAAUUGAUACAGAGAAACGAUAUUAUCAAGAUUGUUCCGGGAGCAAAAGUUCCUGUUGAUGGGAUUGUCAUAGACGGUCAAAGCCAUGUUAAUGAGAGUAUGAUUACAGGAGAGGCCAUUCCCAUUGCAAAGAAACCGGGGGACAAGGUUAUUGGAGGGACCAUGAAUGAGAACGGAUGCUUACUAGUUAAGGCCACCCAUGUUGGAUCGGAGACUGCUCUUUCCCAGAUUGUUCAACUUGUGGAAGCUGCUCAGCUUGCCAGAGCACCUGUCCAAAAACUAGCUGAUCAGAUAUCAAGAAUUUUUGUUCCAACAGUUGUUGUUGUCGCUAUUAUAACCUGGUUGGGAUGGUUUAUUCCUGGAAAGCUUGGUAUAUUCCCUAAGCAUUGGAUACCAAAAGACAUGGAUGAAUUUGAGCUUGCUCUGCAGUUCGGUAUUUCAGUUUUGGUGGUUGCUUGCCCGUGUGCUCUUGGUCUCGCAACACCAACAGCAGUCAUGGUUGCCUCGGGAAAGGGUGCUUCUCAAGGUGUCCUUAUUAAAGGUGGUAAUGCACUUGAAAAGGCACACAAGAUCAAAAUUAUUGUCUUUGACAAGACAGGAACUCUCACGAUCGGGAAGCCUGUGGUAGUUAGUGAUGUGCUCUUUUCUAACUUUCCAAUGGAAGAGGUGUGUGACAUGGCCACAGCUGCAGAGGCGAACAGUGAACACCCAAUUGCAAAAGCUGUGGUGGUGCAUGCCAAGAGGCUGCGCCAAAAGUUUGGGUCCAAUGGUGAAUUUAUUGCAGAUGUUAAAGAGUUCGAGGUGCACCCUGGGGCAGGAGUGGGCGGAAAAGUUGGCCAUAGAACAGUUUUAGUUGGUAACAGAAGACUCAUGCGCUCUUUUAACGUCCCAGUUGGUCCGAAGGUUGAGAGCUAUAUUUCAGAAAAUGAGCACCUGGCUCGGACAUGUGUUUUGGUCGCCAUUGAUGGGGAAGUUGCUGGAGCUUUUGCUGUAACUGAUCCUGUGAAACCAGAGGCAAGGCGUGUCAUAUCUUAUCUGCGCUCGAUGGGCAUAUCCAGCAUCAUGGUGACUGGUGAUAACUUGGCCACAGGUUCUGCGGUUGCAAAGGAGAUUGGGAUUGAGACAGUGUUCGCUGAGACAGAUCCAGCAGGAAAAGCUGACAAGAUCAAAGAAUUACAGAUGAAAGGAUUGACUGUGGCAAUGGUGGGGGACGGCAUAAAUGACUCGCCAGCAUUGGCUGCAGCUGAUGUUGGCAUGGCCAUUGGUGCUGGAACCGACGUAGCUAUAGAAGCAGCUGACAUAGUUCUGAUCAAGAGCAACUUGGAAGAUGUUGUUACAGCCAUAGAUCUCUCCAAAAAAACCAUGUCUAGAAUUCGGCUAAAUUAUGUCUGGGCCCUUGGAUACAACAUCCUUGGCAUGCCAAUAGCGGCCGGAAUCUUAUACCCUUUUACCGGAAUCCGAUUGCCACCUUGGCUUGCUGGUGCUUGCAUGGCUGCUUCCUCCCUUAGUGUGGUCUGUUCUUCGCUUUUGUUGCAGUCUUAUAAGAAGCCUUUGGAAAUUCAACAUUCUUGAGGCUCCAACUGACUUCUAAAACCAUAACUUGGCUAAUUUUUAGUCUCUGUUAGCUUCCAUUGUGUACAUUUUCAUUGAUGCAUUAAUGAAAAAACUAGACUAACUUCUCAUGA